Stylonychia lemnae is the source of this 1422-nucleotide messenger RNA. NCBI's taxonomy places the organism in Eukaryota, Ciliophora, Spirotrichea, Sporadotrichida, Oxytrichidae. The record is from the annotation of a GenBank genome assembly.
AUGAGACAGAGUCUUGAUAACAACCACUCAAGAACACUCAUCCACAAAAGAACAAUUUCUAAGAAAAAUACCUCAUUAAAUAGAAAUAAUAUGGCAGUAAACAUCACUCGACAUCUGAUUGAUGAAUCCUCACUGAAGAUUUAGAGAUUACCCACUAUUAAAUAGAAGCCUUAGCAAAGACAACUCCUUAACCUUCGCCCCAUGAAUGACACUGAUUGCUCAACACCCUAGUCAAAUGACUAACUGCCCGAAAUUUCUCAAAAUGGAAGAUCAUCAAUUUAAUACAGUUCACAGCAUGUGAGGAAACCUUCAAACAUCGGGACUGAAGCACCUAAAAGAGUCUACAGAGUUCCUCAAAUUAGUUAGUUCGCAAACGGUAGAAAAAUUAUACCUUCUAUAGAACAGAUAAAGCUAUCAGAAAUAAACUUCCCUGAGAGUGCACCUUCUUCACCCUCUCCCAGAAAGAAGAUGAGAAAGCUUAAAUUCUCUCUUGAAGAGGUAGUGAUAAAAAACUUCAAAGAGCUUAACUCUCAUCCAGCAACCAAAAACCUUAAGAGCAGUUCGGCAUAAUCAGAAAACUUAGAGUUUUCUGAGAUGGAAAAGGGAUACUCCAAGCACAAAUUAACAGAGUAUAAUAGGGCUAAAAUGGUAGAUUGGAUGAUUUAAGUCUAUAAUGUUUUUGGUAAAAGUACCGAGAAAACUUUAUUCACUGCUAUUUCAAUCAUGGAUCGCUACAUUUUGAGAAAAGAACCAAACGAAAAAAUUGAGAAUCUCAAUGACCACUACCAUUUGAUCGGGAUUGUUUGCGUUUGGCUCGGUUCCAAAUUAGAAGAUACUAAAGAAAUCCAAUUCAAACAAAUCUAUAGAGAUGCUGGACAUGCUAAAUUUAGAAAACAGCAAAUCUUGGAUAUGGAAGCAGACAUCCUCAGAACAUUGAACUUUAACCUCAUUGACACGUAACCAUAUGAAGAGUCUAUGACUCUUCUUAAGCUAUUCUAGUAUGACGGCAACAAGAAAAUCUUCGAAUAAGACGAGAUUCAGAGAAUGUAGGACAUUCUCAAAGUUUUAUCUCUUACAAAUGCUCACGGAUUCAUAAUCUCUUCUGAGAAAAAGGAAAAGGUCUGGACUGCCUAGGUAAUACUGGCAAUCAGACUCCUUGCCUUAAUUAAUAAUAAAAAGGGAAUUAAUCAAAGUGCUGCUCUUACUAAAGAAUAAAAAGAAUUCGUGAAGGACACAAUAAAAGCAUUCAGGAAGAAAAACGGCAUUUGCAAGCCAAAAAUGCAUGAGCUAAAAGAGAUUAACAAAAAGAUAAUCUCUAGCUUCAUGGAUUUCGAAAGACAUUUCGACAAGAUUAGGAAUAUGAUCAAAGAUAACCAAUACUAUUAGAUCAUAAAACAAGCCUUUUCCUAAUUAUAGUAAUGA